Messenger RNA from Micropterus dolomieu (smallmouth bass), 897 nucleotides. It is a transcript of the gene ndufc1, whose product is annotated as NADH:ubiquinone oxidoreductase subunit C1. Gene Ontology annotation, cellular component: mitochondrion. Bases 402 to 764 code for a protein of 120 amino acids. NCBI's taxonomy places the organism in Eukaryota, Metazoa, Chordata, Actinopteri, Centrarchiformes, Centrarchidae. The transcript is spliced from 5 exons. The record is from RefSeq and is a predicted model, not a curated record.
CAGCUAACGUUAUACUGUUUACUUAAAUGCUUUGUUUCAACUUACACUUCUUAACAAAGUCGAGGUUAUUACAAUGCGUUUGGUGUAACGUUACUGAAUAUUUUGGUUAAUCCACUAGCAGCUCCCUGGCUACUUGCUCUGACUGCUGCAACUAACGGCUACUUGGCAAACUAGCAUUAGCUAGCAAGCUAACGCUGUCUCAGGCAUUUAGCCUACCAAUAUUCUCUUGAAGAGAGCGUUCUCCUUCGGCGGUAGGGUGAUUGAGGGCAUUGUGUUGGCUUCCUAUGCCUCUGUCGGUUCACACAUGAAUAAUAUCCUCCUGGAGUCAGAGAUGCUGGACUGUCUCAGGCUCCUCUCUCUCACGUGUUGAAACCCAGGCCCCCUUCCGAGCAAAAUGGCCGAUGUGCUUCUCCUCCGGGUCAGGCUGCGCUCUGAGUCUGCGUGCCAAACACGGCCAAGGAGGGAAAAGAUGCAUUAGACAAAACGGAAGCUUAAUCAACCGCGGAGUGGCAGGAACGCAAAUCGAACGGAGCUGUCAUUUCACGUUAGCUACAAUGACUUUCGACCGGUUAUUAUCUAGAGCUGUUUAUUUCAGCAAAGUUGGAUCCAGGUCUGUAUUCACAAGCUCCAAGCCGGACACUGCUAACCCCAACUGGUUUCGAGUGGGUCUUGCCUUUGGAACAUCUGCUUUCCUCUGGGCCUUGCUCUUCAAGCAGCACAGCACAGAUGUACAUGAGUACAAAGUGAGGAAUGACCUGGAAUAACCCAUCACACUGGAAUGAGGUCGCCUGGACCAGUCUAAAGGAAGCACCUGUUUGUCCGCUUGUUUCUGUUCUCCGCUGUUCCUGAUUCCAAACUCUGAAUUCUGUGUAAAAUAAAAGAAACUACCAUGUGAAA